CUUGUUAAAUCUAUAUCCUACUUAGUCCAUGACUUUUAUACGAAGUGUAGUGGCGCUAUCAUCUUAUCGAAACAAAUUGUGCUUUUUUGUUCUAUUUUUACUUAAUCGUAACUAAAACAUCAAUUAAAAUUUGUUGUUAACGAAAAGAAUUAGUCUUUUCACGUAUGUGAAAAAAUAAUUAUUUUGUUAUUUGUUAACAAAGGAGAAAAAUAAAGUGGAUAAUAAUUAAUGAUUGAGAUAAGCGAAAAAGCACAAUUUAGAGUUGACUGUAUAUGACGUUUAUAAAAAGGUUUCGAUUAGACUUUUAUUGUUAUUAUUAUUUCUCUAUUUUAGGCCUUAUCAAAAUUUUCAUUUUUAAAUAAGUGUUCGAUAUCAUUAUUAUCUGAUUAUCGAUUGUAAUUCUUUAUCUAUAGUAAGUAGGUUCUAAUUUUUUCAAGUCAUUUCUUAAAAGAAAGUUUUCAAAAACUUUUGAGUUAUAUUUAAUAUUUUCAGAUCAUCCUUAGUUUAUUAUUUUAAUAUAAGAUAUUAACAGACAUAUAUAUAUAUAUAUAAUUGCAUAGAUGAAGAUAUAAAGAUAUAAUCUUUCCAUAAUCAUUUGUGGGAAGUAUAAUCAAAUAUGAAUCGUGUAGAUUUAAAAGUUGUGUUACUAGGAAAUGCAGCUGUUGGAAAAACAAGCCUUUCAGAGCGUUUUGUAAAUGAAAGAUUUAAUGAGAAUUUAUCCUAUCAAAACACAAUAGGAGCUGCAUUUGCUGCAAAACAAAUAGAAAUUAAUGAACAUAAUCUUGUAAUGGGAAUAUGGGACACUGCAGGUAACGAAAGAUAUGAUGCAAUGACAAGAAUAUAUUAUCGUGGUGCUAAAGCUGCAAUAAUAUGUUAUGAUGUUACAAAAUUUAAUACAUUUCAAAAAGCGAAGUUUUGGGUAAGAGAAUUGAGAGAUGUAGAAGAAGAAUGUAAAAUUUAUCUCUGUGGUACAAAAAAAGAUAUUUUAUCAAACACUGAUAUGAUAGCAGUACCAGAUAUAGAUAUUGUAAAAAACUAUGCAAAUGGUAUUCAAGCUAAAUUUUUUUUAACAUCAAGUAAAACUGGGGAGAAUGUUGGUAAGAUCAUAUAUUUGAUCACACUGCUUUUUUUGAAGAUAAACUUAAAUUAUUUAUUUCUUGCAGUGGAAUUAUUUACAGAAAUUGCUAAUGAUUUCUUAUCUGUGCCAGAGAAUUUACAAAAAGUAGAAGAAACAGUUGCUUUAAUAAAUACGCCCAAAACAUCGCAUUGUUGUUAGGCCAUAAAAGCAAAAACAAUAUUAAAAUUUUUAAUACUUUCGUUCUUCAUAUAAUAUUCAAAAGAGGUAAUUUAAUGUAUAUUAAUACUAUAUAUUAAUAUUUGAAAGCAAAGUUUUAACAUACAAUAAAUUAUUCUUAUAUGAUACAAUUAUUAAACAAGUAAUUAGUAUUAGAAAAAGUUUUGUGCCUUCUUAAAUAUUAUUCUAACAUAAAGAUUAGAUCAAUGAUUGCUAAAAUAUUUUCUAUAAUUGUAAUAUUUUUCUGACAAAAUGCAUGUGUGCAUCUUAACAGUAAUUAUGGAUAUAAUUACUUGCAUUUAUAUAUUACAAAUUAAUGUACAUUUCAUUUGUUGUCUUAUUUAACCAUUAAUAAUAUUUUAUAAAUUUUAUGUUUCUAUAAAUUUCAGAAAGAAAAUUUUAUUUUAAAAUUUUUAAAUAUAUAAGUUAAUUAUUUACUACUAUAAUGGUGCCAUAUUUAAGCAGAAACUGUGAAGACUUUCAGAUAAUUUAAUUAUGGUUUAUCACCUUUAAGAAAAUCAAUACGGUUGUUUAUUAUAAACAAAAGUAUUGUUAUAUAUAAGGUGCAAAGUUUACUCAUUAUUUUUUAACGGAUAGACGUGAGAAAAAAUUUGAGAAAAUGUGAAAAUUUGUAACUUCGAAUAGCGAGCAAAAAAUAUUUUUGCUUUUUGUUAUUACUUUUACUAUGUUUUAUUUUUUUGGUUUGAUGUAUAUGGGAAAAUUGAAGCACAAAUCUCUCUGGAUUGUUCAUAGAUACCAAAAAAUACAAAACCACUAAUAGUAAAGCCACCCACCCUUGGAAGAAAGCCUGCGAAUAAUCUAAAAGAUAUUUUUCAAUGAUUUAAACUAUGACAAAACAUUAAAGUUAAAAGAAGACGCAUGACAAUACCUAAGACUUCAAAUAAUAGAAAGAUGCAAUUUGUCCAUACCCUUUAGGUCCAUUCUCUCGAUAAACUUCCUUUAACAUCGUGGAUAUUUUAACUUCUUUUUUAUCCGCUGUAGUCGAAGACAACAUUAUUCUAGUUUUUGCAACAUCCAAUGGAGUUGUAAUAGCUGCAGAGACCGCCACUGUGAAAUAAUUUUUAGAGUUAUACAUUUUUAAUAAUAUAUUUUGUUGAAACAAUGGCAUUAUCAAAUAUUGCAAAAAUUAAUCUCACCAGAUGCUGCACCACAAUAAGCUCCUUCUAAUGGUGUACAUUCAUGGUGUACAUGCUGUUUCCAACAAACUUUAAAGUAUUCCCAUAAUGGCAUUUGAAUGCAUCCAAAUGGCAUGUCACGAAGAACAGUGCUGCCAUAUCCACGAAAUAAUGUUCGUAAUUUUAAACGAGCCACAUCAGCUAAAAGCGCUUGUCUUCUUUGUUUAAGUACCUCCACUGGUACUCGUAUUAAACAAGCAACCUGCAAUAUAAUAAUAUACAAUUCUUUAUUUGGAUAUAUUUAUGACACUUAAUGGAAUGAUAUUAUAUAUAAAUUUAGAUCUUUUACUUUUUAUAAUAGAUUAUCAAGAAGAUGCAAUUUUAUAUGCAUAUCAUAAUUAAGGCAAUAUUAUAAGCAAACAUUUGUUUAUGAGUCUAUCUUGAUAUUUAUAUUUUUAUAUUUUAUUUAUUUAUAUUGAUAAAUAAACUUUUUAUAUAUUGAA
Messenger RNA from Vespa velutina, 2933 nucleotides. RefSeq names its product ras-related protein Rab-24-like. The record is from RefSeq and is a predicted model, not a curated record. Gene Ontology annotation, molecular function: GTPase activity; GTP binding. The transcript is spliced from 3 exons. The coding region runs from base 617 to 1276 and encodes 219 amino acids. NCBI's taxonomy places the organism in Eukaryota, Metazoa, Arthropoda, Insecta, Hymenoptera, Vespidae.